Esox lucius (northern pike) is the source of this 2161-nucleotide messenger RNA. Its product is annotated as cis-aconitate decarboxylase-like. The record is from RefSeq and is a predicted model, not a curated record. The transcript has 8 exons. Gene Ontology annotation, molecular function: lyase activity. The coding region runs from base 515 to 2011 and encodes 498 amino acids. NCBI's taxonomy places the organism in Eukaryota, Metazoa, Chordata, Actinopteri, Esociformes, Esocidae.
AGUAGCUUUCUGUUUGAUAAUAGCCGGCCAAACACUGAGGCUUUCCCUGCUGCCAGUGACAGGGACAGGAGACAGAGAGGGGUGACUGGCUGAGACAGGAACCACAGGGUCCAGGACAACAGAACCCAGCCUACAGGGAUCAGGGACUGGAAGUCUGCUUUCCACCCAAGCAUCCAUCACUUCACUGCUAACUUUACAGACCAGGUCUCAAUAGACUUGUCUUGUCCAUAUCCAUGCCAACCACACAAUUUUCUGUCAUGGAAACAAGCCACCCAGGGCAAGUAUAAAGUGGACUUACCUGGCAAUGGAAACGAGGAUGAUGCUGAGAGAGAGAUGCUGCUCUAGCCUGAAGGUCUGCAGAGCCUGAACUCACCUGAGCGUCAACCUGCAGUCUCCCCAUCAAUCCAAGGUAGAAGGACAGACAAGGAAGACAUCAUAACAAAGAAAAACAGGACAAAGAGUUAAACAACAGAGGAGUAGUUCAACCACAGACUAACUGACUGAUCCAACAGACAUGCUCUCCAAAGCACAGAAGUCCUUCAGGCCUGUGUCCAUUACACUGAGAGGACUUCACCAGGCUGCUCGGAAAGUGGUAGAGCGUCCAGAGCCAGAGGAUAAUGUGACGGACAGUUUUGGCCGUUUCAUCCAGGGUGUCCAGUCCCAUCACCUGACUCCCACUCUGCUCCACCGCUCCAAACGGAUGGUCCUGGACAGCCUGGGGGUGGGCCUGCUGGGCAGCACCACACAUGUCUUCCAGUUGGUACUACAACACUGCCAGCACAUGUAUGCUCCUGCUGACAUCAGCAGUGUGUAUGGACGCAGAGGAACCAAACUCUCCCCAACACUGGCUGCCUUCGUCAAUGGAGUUGCCACCCACUCCAUGGACUUCGAUGACACCUGGCACCCUGCUACUCACCCGUCGGGGGCGGUCCUUCCUGCCUUGCUGGCGCUUAGUGACAUGUUGCCCAGCAAGCCGAGUGGGCUGGACUUCCUGCUGGCGUUUAACGUGGGAAUAGAGGUUCAGGGACGACUUAUGAGGUUUUCCAAUCAGGCUCAAAACAUCCCCAAGAGGUUCCACCCCCCCUCUGUAGUGGGGACUCUGGGAAGUGCAGCAGCCUGUGCUCGACUCCUCUGUUUGGAUCACGCUCAAUGUAGCCACGCCCUGGCCAUCGCAGCCAGCCUAUCAGGAGCCCCCAUGGCUAAUGCCGCCACUCAAUCCAAACCUCUCCAUAUUGGCAAUGCAGCGCGGCUGGGACUAGAGGCCGCUCUACUGGCCUCCAAAGGGUUGGAGGCCUCACGCACCAUACUGGACGACACCACUGGUGUGGCGGGUUUCAGCGCCUUCUACGAGGACUAUGCCGUGCAACCUUUGACCUCCCCUGAUGAGGAAGGGACGCGGUUCCUGUUGGAGGACCAGGACAUGGCGUUCAAGAGGUUCCCCGCCCAUCUGGGGAUGCACUGGGUGGCCGACGCUGCUGCUGCCAUACACAAGCUGCUGCUGGGGGAACCAGGGGUGGGGAGUCAGGGGUCAGGGGUCGUAGGGCAGGUCCAGGACAUCCUGCUUAGGGUUCCGCGUUCCAAAUACAUCAACCGUCCAUUCCCAGAAUCAGAGCAUGAGGCCAGACAUUCCUUCCAGUUCAACGCCUGCUCUGCCCUGCUCCACGGCGAGGUCACCGUGGACUCAUUUUCCCAGGAGGCAAUGCGGCACCCCGACCUGCUGACCCUGCUCGGGCGUGUCCAUGUGGAGCAUCCCAAUGACAACCCUGCUAACUUUGACCGCAUGUAUGGAGAGGUGCAGGUGACCUUGGUGGGCGGGGACGUACUGAAGGGACGCUGUGAUACAUUCUAUGGACAUUGGAGAAAUCCACUGACCAAUGAGAGUCUGCUGAAGAAGUUCUGUAGUAACGCGGGGGCGGUCCUUCCCUGGGAGAAGGUGGAGGGGCUGAUUGAGGCCGUGGAUGGCCUGGAAACACUAGGAGACUGCUCUUCUCUACUGGCACAAUUGCAGUAAACAAACACUUUCUGACCAGCUGUUAUUGUUUUGUACAUCUCGAGUCCGAACAAAUCCUGGGCAUUCUGCUACUGCUUGUGUCUUCUGGUGACAGGAUGUAGAGCUAUUUUACCUAGUUACUAUGGUAAUAAGAAGGGGUUUUGCGAACAG